AUGCAGUUUUAUAUAAGCGUAUUCAAGCACAAAGCUGUUUCUCGAAUACCCUUUGUGUCUCGUCGUUUAUCUCUUCCAGCAUUCUAAACAUUCUUGUGUGGAGAAUGCGAAAAAAUACUUGUAUGCAAAUGGCUCAUUAAGCUGAUCUAAAUGGCUCUGAACUUUGCCGCCCUUUGUGAGUUGGGGCACAUUGUAAAUGUUUAA
This is a messenger RNA of Diabrotica balteata, 204 nucleotides long. NCBI's taxonomy places the organism in Eukaryota, Metazoa, Arthropoda, Insecta, Coleoptera, Chrysomelidae. The record is from the annotation of a GenBank genome assembly.